AUGCAUUUGAUUGGAGUGGUAUGUGCCCUGUUUGCGGUAGUUUGCUAUGGUGAGCAGUUUCAACCAAAAGUAACUAAAGUUACUGGUGAUGGAAGUUACAAUUUACAAGCGUUUGAUGAUUCUACUACGCUGCUAAGGUCCGUCAAUGACGAAAUUUCUAUUAGCAGUGAUAAUGGUGUUACAUGGAAGACUCUGAAGGAUGUGAAAAGUCAUUUGGCUCACAUUGAUCCGUUCCAUAGUCAUACGAGAGCGUUUGCCCCGUCUUCGGAGGAUCUGGGAACUAUCUAUUAUACGGAUGACAUGGGUAACUCCUGGGAUGAAAUGACUAUAGAGGUGCCACCCGACAUGGUUGUUGAAACAUUUCCCUGUGAGAUCCUUACGCAUCCUAAAGAGAAGGACUAUUUAAUAGCAAAGUGCUGGGUUUGUAAUAAGGAGUUCACUCACUGUGCGAGGACCUCGUAUAUUUCUACUGAUUGUGGGAAAGAAUUUAGAUCGGUGGAUGAAGAGUUUACAGCAGAUGUGGAUUGUAAGUUUGCCUUUGACAAGUCUGUGAUUUGUUUACAAACGCAGGCGGGCACUUCUGCGGUGCAAUCGAAAUUAUUAUACACUGAGGACUUGGGUGUUUCAUUUUCUGAGUAUAAGGAUUUUAAAGGCUCCAUGGUGAGCUCCUUUGAGGUUCUAGAUUCCUGGAUUGUUGCGUUCACUUUAGCAGAUAAGUUCAACCGAGAUUCGAAUAAGAACCUUUGGGUCUCAUACGAUGGUAAAUCUUUCAAGAAGGCAUAUAUGCCCACGCAAUUGAGAAAUGCUGAUUUGUCUAAUGUGUUUGAAGAUUCUUUUGGCAAAAUCUUCUUGCCUAUUAUAAACUCUGGGAGGGCUUCUGAAGUGCUCGUAUCGGACUCAAAGGGUCUUAAAUUUUCUCCCUUGACAUGGAGAAAUAUUGGUGGGGGAACCCGUAUCGCGCAACUCAAAUAUCUCAAGGGAACCCUACUAGCUGAGUUCUACGAACUCAUGCAUAAACAAAUGAAAGUAAUACCAUCAGAGACGAAAAUAUCAUUUGAUGGUGGUUAUUCUUGGCAAAAUCUGAAAGUGGUUGAUCCAGAUAAUAAGGACAAAUACUCUUGUGAUAUCGAAGACGUGGAAAACUGUUCUCUACACACCGUCACAGAGUUUCACGAAUCAAACGUUCCUACGCCAGGUAUUAUGAUGAAGAAAGGGUACGUUAGCGAUGAUUCCAAUAGAAAUUUUGAUGAUAUGGCGAUGUUUAUUACUACUGAUGGAGGCCAUUCAUGGCGAAAGACGCUCGAUUUCCCAGCAGUAUUUGCGUAUGGUGAUUUCGGUAACGUUUUGGUUGCUUGUCCCAUCAACCCCGACAGCGAUGGAGAUCCACAGUCGGAAAUUUACUAUUCUCUCGAUCAAGGAAAUACGUGGACAGAAUAUCAUUUAAAAUCCCCUCUUGUGCCUGAUGAAUUGUUUUCUACUACUCCCGAUGGAUCAGGGGUCAACUUUGUCUUAAGAGGUGAACAGCCAGGUUCCUGGUCUAAGAAAGCAAAAAGUAUUCUUUACGCGAUCGAUUUCAAUGAAGUAUUCGAUGGGGCAAAAUGUAAAGACGAUGAUCUCGAGGACUUUCUUGUCGCAAAAGGCGAAUGCAUCAAUGGUGCAAAGUACAAGUUCAGCAGAAGAAGAGCUGAUGCAGAAUGUCUGAUUCGCCAGCCAUUUGUAGACUUGGAGAGUAAGGAAGAGAUUUGCCCUCAAUGUACUGAAAAGGAUUAUGAAUGUGCAUUCGAAUUCAGUAGAACAUCUGACAACAAGUGUGAACCUGACUAUAUGCUGUUGGCACUCUCUGAGAAAUGCAAAGAAACGUCGCAAAAGAAUUUGGAAAUGGAACCAAUGCAAGUGACAAAGAACAACAAGUGUUUAAGAAAGCUGGACAUUUUACCUGUGAAAGUUAACUGUAAACCACAGUCUGAAGGCGCUGAUAUUACGGUAAAAGAAAAUCAGUUUGAUUCAAAUAUCAUUUUCUACCAGUAUUUCGAGACAAUAGCGGAUGAAACCGUGUUAAUUGGUACAAUAAAAAGUGAUGUCUAUGUGUCUCACGAUUCUGGUCAAACAAUCAAGAAAUUCAACACAGAUGAAAAGAUCAUUGAAGUCAUAUUCAACCCUUACUUCAACUCAUCGGCUUACCUCUUUGGCGCUAGUGGAACACUUUACUUCACGAAAGACAGAGGUUAUUCUUUCCAUGAGACAAAAUUACCACGUUCACGUCAAUUAGGAUUCCCUCUAGAAUUCAGUGCUAAGGAUGAGAACACUUUCAUCUACUAUGGUGGCAGAGACUGUGAUUCGAUGUUCAACCCCGAAUGUCACGCUGUCGCAUAUAUCACCACAGAUGGUGGCCGAACUUUUGAAGAAUUAUUGAAUAACGCGAUUCACUGUGAAUUUGUGGGUUCCCUCUACGAAUACCCGUCUGAUGAAAAGUUGAUCUUUUGCCAAGUAAAAGAGAAAAACUCACAAAAGAGAACUUUGGUAGCUACGACGGAUUUCUUUGUCAAUGACAAGACUGUCCUAUUUGGCAGUAUUAUUGGUUACAUGUCUACUGGUGAGUUUACCGUUGUGGCCAUCCCACACGAUAACGGAGAGCUACGUGCUUACGUUACCGUGGAUGGUAAGGAGUUUGCGGAGGCAAAGUUUCCUCAGGAUGCAACUGCGGAAAGACAAGAAGCUUUCACCAUCCUUGGCUCGCAAACUGGAUCGAUAUUUCUACAUUUGUCCACUAAUAAUAGACCUGGAGGCGAGUUUGGUGUACUAAUGAAAUCGAAUUCUAACGGGACGUCAUUUGUUACUUUGGAACGGGCUGUGAACAGGAAUCAGCAGGGUAUGGUAGAUUUCGAAAAGGUUCAAGGUUUGGAAGGUAUUAUCAUGGUAAACACCGUUGGUAAUCGUGACGAAGUGUUGAAUGCAGGAGAAGGUAAAAAGUUGAAAUCCAAAAUCACAUUCAAUGAUGGCUCUGACUGGUCAUUCGUUCAACCACCACAGAAAGAUUGUGAAGGCAAAAGUUACUCUUGCAGCGAAUCUUUAGAGAAAUGUUCUCUCCAUUUACACAGUUACUCCGAAAGAACAGACAUCAGAGACACCUCCUCUUCUGGCUCAGCAAUCGGUAUGCUCAUUGGAGUGGGGAAUGUUGGUGAGUACUUGCUCCCAAAAGAUGAGUGCUCCACUUUCUUCAGCUCUGAUGGGGGUGAGAGUUGGACCGAGAUAAAAAAGGGACCUUAUCAGUGGGAAUAUGGUGAUCACGGAGGCAUUUUGGUCUUGGUCCCUGAAAAUGUCGCGACCGAUACCUUAACUUACUCUACCGAUGCUGGCAAGUCCUGGAACGAUUACAAAUUUACCGAGCAGAAAACUGUUGUUCAAGAUAUCAUUACUGUUCCGGGAGAUUCGGUCUUGAGGUUUCUACUGAUUUCCCAAUCGACAUCUGUCAAGGGAGGAAGCACCAAGACAUUUUCAAUUGAUUUCACCGGCAGUUUUGCUAGGCAAUGUACUUUCAAUCGCGACGACCCUGCUACUGAUGAUUUCGACUAUUUAUCUCUGGGAGACUUUGGAUCGGAAUGUUUAUUUGGUCACCAAGCAGAAUACUUGAAAAAGAUCAAUCACGAUUGUUACGUCGGUAAUGUUCCUGUGUCUGAAUUCCAUCGUAUCACUAAGAACUGCUCAUGUACUAGAAAGGAUUUUGAGUGUGACUACAAUUUUCAAAAGGCAAACGACGGCACAUGUAAGCUCGUUGAGGGCUUGACACCAGCAGGUCCCACGGAUAUUUGCAAAAAAUCAGAUGCCAUCGAGUUUUAUGAACCUUCUGGUUAUAGAAAGAUUCCUCUAUCCACUUGUGCAGGUGGAUUGAAACUUGAUACAGCAUCUGAUCCUCAACCAUGCCCAGGAAAAGAAGAUGAAUUCAAGAAAAUACACAUUGUUAGAGGCUUCCCAUUUUUGUCUCUCUUCUUCGUAUUUUUCGCUAUCUUUGUGCUCGUUGCAUGGUUUGUCUACAUACGUGGGAUUCGGAGAAACGGUGGAUUUGCCAGAUUUGGUGAGAUCAGAUUGGGAGACGAAUCCCUGAUUGAGAAUAAUGCAACCGACAAGGCUGUCAAUUUUGUUGUGAGAUCAGGCCUAUACGCUGUUUCAGGCCUUCUUGGGGGAUACCAACUGGCUAAAAGUUCGGCCUCGAAAGCAGUUGUGAAUUUGAGUGAGAAAUUCGGCAAAAAAGCAGGGCCAACUUACUCUUCACUACUGCAUGAUCAGUUCUUGGACGAUGCAAAUGAUUUAUUGGAAGGACACGACGAGGACGCUAAUGACUUAGGAAGCUUUUUGGAAAAUGAAGGCAAUUUCGAAAUUGACGACGAAGAAAACCCUUCUAACCCUUCUGACACUGCCACUCGUCAGCCGUAUUCAGAGGACGUGGCUUCAGCCCCAGAAGUCGAUACCACCAAUGACAGUGACGAGGAUAACUAA
Torulaspora delbrueckii is the source of this 4494-nucleotide messenger RNA. RefSeq lists its product as uncharacterized. The transcript has a single exon. Gene Ontology annotation, cellular component: Golgi apparatus; membrane. Gene Ontology annotation, molecular function: protein binding. Lineage: Eukaryota; Fungi; Ascomycota; Saccharomycetes; Saccharomycetales; Saccharomycetaceae. The record is from RefSeq and is a predicted model, not a curated record. Gene Ontology annotation, biological process: Golgi to vacuole transport; Golgi to endosome transport; protein targeting to vacuole. The coding region runs from base 1 to 4494 and encodes 1497 amino acids.